AUGUACACUAUAGAUCCAGUAAAACAACUCUUUCUAGACCUACCGCGGCCUGAGGAAUAUGAAGCCGAGCUAACAGAUGCGGACGAACUUGACAGAGUUUGCUACAAGGCUCUUGUCACAUUUCUUCAGCGAUCUCAGAUCCACGGUUCUCUGCAUCCGGAAUUCAGGAAAAUCUGUAAAAUAGCUUACAGGGCCGCAGUGCUUAAAUACUUCAAUUACUUCGAUGAACAGCUCGGUGGGCUCGCAUUCAUCCAGCCUGAGGUUUUAAGAGGUGAUGGCACGACGCAAAACUAUUUCCGUUACUGUCACUGGAAGCUCUUAGGGAGGAAGAACCGCGUCGAUGCUUCACUCCCCGACGGUCGAGAUCAGCUUAUGAGUCCCUGGAAGGCUGCACCAACUGAGGAAAGGAGCCUGGUGGCAAGGGCUUUGUCUAUAUUUUAUCUGAUCGCUGUUUCGUUCAUGGCCGCCACCUAUCCCCACGAAAUUUUGUCCAUUCGUGAGACACCAGGCAUGGUCAUCGCUACCCAAGGAGAGUGGAGAUCAGGACCAGGCGACUUGCGUUGCUUCUCUGAUACUUUUUCGCGGGUUGCCAUUGCAGGUUUAUCCAAAUAUGCAAAGAAGGCAAUGGUGACAUACGGUAGAUGUGUCGACGUGCUGACGGUACUCAAACCUCUCUUUGACCUACUUCUCGGGCCUUUCUUCGAGGGUGUAGAAGAGGUCGAGUUUGUGCCGAAAGCCAUCGACCGUCCAGUCAAGAUCAUCUGGCCACACGACACCAUAUACAACUCCUACCGCACCCACCUUGUCGUCCGAACAACUACGCAUUCCGGCCACAGGGUCGCCAUAGAUCCCACCGGAUCACAAUUCGGCUGGUCAGAGGUGAUUACGCCAUAG
This is a messenger RNA of Truncatella angustata, 894 nucleotides long. RefSeq lists its product as uncharacterized. The record is from RefSeq and is a predicted model, not a curated record. The transcript has a single exon. Lineage: Eukaryota; Fungi; Ascomycota; Sordariomycetes; Amphisphaeriales; Sporocadaceae. The coding region runs from base 1 to 894 and encodes 297 amino acids.